Molecule: messenger RNA, 1227 nt
Organism: Fusarium falciforme
Lineage: Eukaryota; Fungi; Ascomycota; Sordariomycetes; Hypocreales; Nectriaceae
Exons: 4
Coding region: 1-1227 (408 amino acids)
Biological process (GO): positive regulation of transcription by RNA polymerase II; mitotic cell cycle
Cellular component (GO): nucleus
Molecular function (GO): DNA-binding transcription factor activity, RNA polymerase II-specific; RNA polymerase II cis-regulatory region sequence-specific DNA binding
Source: RefSeq, a predicted model, not a curated record
AUGGGAUCAUGUUGGACGUAUGGAACUUUUAACUUUGUAGAUUGUUGGUUCUUCAGAUUCGAUCACAAGGCCACAGAAAUGCCCCGAAGCCCCCGGCGUUGGACCCCUGAAGAAGACCGUGUGCUACUUGACAAGGUCAAGCAACUAUUUACCGACGGCGCCAAGAACGAUACGACUAUCAGCUGGGCUACCGUGGCCAACGCCCUUCCUGACCGCAACAACAAGGACUGCCGAAAGCGCUGGUCCAAGAUAACUGGAGCCAAGAAGGGUUCGUGGUCUUUUAGUGAGGACGAGCAACUCUUGGAAGGUGUGCAGAAGUUCGGCCGCCAAUGGGCUAUGGUUGCAAAAGGUGUUGAAACGAGGAGUGCGGAUCAGUGCGCCAAGCGUUGGCAACAUUGUCUAGACCCCUCUCUAGAUCGCAGCGAGUGGACAGGUGACCAGGAUGCACGAUUAGUUGCCGCGGUGCGACGUUACAGCACCAAUUGGAAGGACAUCAAGAAGUUUGAGUUCCCCAAGCGUUCGACGACGAAUUUGAAGAACAGACAUAUUGCCCUAUUCCGGCAGAGGAAUAAGGCACCUGGUGCUUGCUCCAGUACAACCGAAACGUUAGACCAGGGCAUCGACUGGUCGUUGGUCGAGCAGGGGGUGUUUGAUGGCGUGAGCAUGGAUGCGAGCGAGGACGGUGACGACGUGGAAGACGACCAGAGCCCUGAUUCAUACCCUUCAAUUUCGACAUCCCCUUUUGACGACAUACUGGGCGGUACCCCAUCUGGUCCUCCAGCAACGGACAUGAUGACUAUAGACAGUUCAGAUCCCUACCAACAUCUGCUAGACUGGACAGUUCCCUCAUAUGCGGAUCUUGUUCAGUCUGCAACUUCAUAUUAUCCUGCCUUGGACGGCUUCCUUGGAUCGACAUAUGACCAUAGCGCCAACAUCGACCCGGCCCUUGGAAGGGACGCCAAUGGUGACAAUUUCAUACCAGGCUUUCCCACGCAAACGCCAUCGCAAUUUGAGAGCAUCGAUGUCUCUCGGAUCUCAGAUGGCAUUGGAUCAGGAGAGCCUUCACGUCAAGGGGCAAGCCGAGAACGCCGUGCAGCGAGCAACGUUGCUAGCGGCCCACAGAUGACUCUUACUAUCGACAACCCUAAUCCCCAGACGAUGACUAGCAUACUGGAGGUCUUGGCAAAGGCAAAUAGUAAGGUGACGAUAUCUAUGAACCGUGAUUAG